This is a messenger RNA of Pan troglodytes (chimpanzee), 1476 nucleotides long. Its product is annotated as chitobiosyldiphosphodolichol beta-mannosyltransferase-like. Gene Ontology annotation, cellular component: endoplasmic reticulum. The record is from RefSeq and is a predicted model, not a curated record. The coding region runs from base 1 to 318 and encodes 105 amino acids. The transcript has 8 exons. NCBI's taxonomy places the organism in Eukaryota, Metazoa, Chordata, Mammalia, Primates, Hominidae. Gene Ontology annotation, molecular function: mannosyltransferase activity.
AUGACAAACAGGAGGGCUGUGACCAUCUAUGACAAGCCGGCAUCUUUCUUUCAAGACACACCUCUGGACCUGCAGCGCCGGCUCUUCAUGAAGCUGAGCGGCACACACUCUCCGUUCAGGGCCCACUCAGAACCUGAGGACCCAGCCACGGAGCCGUCGGCCUUCAUGAAGCGGGAUGCUGGGAGCGGGCUGGUGAUGCGUCUCCACGAGCGGCCAGCCCUGCUGGUCAGCAGCACAGGCUGGACAGAGGACGAAGACUUCUCCAUCCUGCUGGCAGCUUUAGAAAGUAGCUGUGUGGCUGCGAGUUUGAACAACUGACUCUUGACAGACACAACCUUCCUUCUCUCGUCUGUGUGAUAACAGGCAAAGGGCCUCUGAGGGAGUAUUACAGCCGCCUCAUCCACCAGAAGCAUUUCCAGCACAUCCAGGUCUGCACCCCCUGGCUGGAGGCCGAGGACUACCCCCGCUUCUAGGGUCGGUGGGCCUUGGUGUCUGUCUGCACACGUCCUCCAGUGGCCUGGACCUGCCCAUGAAGGUGGUGGACAUGUUCGGGUGCUGUUUGCCUGUGUGUGCCGUGAACUUCAAGUGAGCCAAGAGCUGGGUAGAGCUGCAAGGACACGGCCUGCACAGGAUGCCUGGGGCUGGGCAUUACCCGCUGCAAUGACAACAUCUGGCUGGAAGGCAGAGAGCUGAUGGACCGUCGCUACGUCCCGGUCCAGCUGGGCCACUGUCACCCUGGGGCUGUCUAAGUUGGCAGUGAUGUCUGCCUCUAAUGAGAGGCCAUUGAGAAGGACAUUCCCUCGGAGCUGCUCGAGGACCCGGCUGUGAGGGUCGCUGAAGUUGUAUGCCCGGGGGCGGCACAUCUUGCAGAUGGCAAGGCCUGUGAGGCCGGCACCACUGCCAAGCUCUAGGACAGUCCUGGCGGGAGGAAAGGGGACCGUGUCUUCGACUGCACCAGGGUAAGCCUGCCUCAGUGCCCUGCCCUGUGCCCCGAGGUCACCUCUUAGUGAAGGCUGCCGGGUUCUCGAUGGCCCAUUCUGCAAGGUAGAGGGCGGCAUCCCAUGUGACCAGACCUGUGGUACCGUGGGAGAUGAUGGCUGUGCUCUCAAGGAGUGUGACCGAGCCUCCCGAGGGCUACACCAAGAGAGGACGAGAGAGUCAGUCCAGCGAUCAGAAGGCAAGUGGCUUAGAAGACAAGUAGCCAUCCACCACAUGGCUGAAUAAACCAUGACAGGACCAAUCGCCACUCAGCAAUGAGAAGCAGCUAACUGUUGACAUACCAACAGCUUGCACGGCCUCAAGGGUGUCACGUGGCAUGAAAGACACUCAUCUCAGGCCACACAGGAUUCCAUUCAUCGAACAUUCCUGAGACAAUGGAAUUCUGGCGAUGGAGCCCAGGUCAGUGGUGGCCAGGGGCCAGGUGUGGCUAUGAAGGGGUGGCUGCCUUGUGAUGAUUCAAUAUGCUGUUUUUCCGUU